Molecule: messenger RNA, 1365 nt
Organism: Saitoella complicata NRRL Y-17804
Lineage: Eukaryota; Fungi; Ascomycota; Saitoellomycetes; Saitoellales; Saitoellaceae
Exons: 2
Coding region: 1-1176 (391 amino acids)
Source: RefSeq, a predicted model, not a curated record
AUGGAUCAUUUGCUACCACCAGAUCACAUCUUCGAAGUCUCGGCCGUGAGUCCAGCAUUGCUGUCUGAAGCCGCCACCGUCGGCGUCGGCGUCGGCAGCGGCUUCGACCAGCUGGGUGUCGGGGUUGGGGUUGGGGUUCAUGGACAAGGAACAUUCGUGGGUGUCGGUGAUGAGUCGCAUAGUGCCAAUCUCUACGAGGCUCUGUCUGGUGCUUCAAGUGUACACUUACAGAUGCCUCUAUCAACCCCAAUCUCGACGCAAACUGGACCAGUCCGCCGAAAAGGCCGAAACCAAUACACGAACCACCUCCCCCACCUCUCCCUUUACUCCGACCUCGACCUCCUCACCGACCCUUCCUCGUCUUCCUCUCUCGACCCACCACGCUCCCGCACCCGCACCACAUACCACGGCUUCCCCACCCCUUCCGCCUUCGACAACUUGCUGAACACGUACAUCGCGUCUCUUAGUCCAAAGAAACGGGAGAAGAGUUUGAUUACGCAGAGGAUGUAUGAUGUGAUUAUCCACGUAUUGGAGAACCCGACCGAAAAAGCCAUCGGGAGCGCACAAUUCCGGUUUUGGGUGCGGAAGAUGUUCGAACUGCACCACAUCAACACACACCCUUCAAACACACCUCAUGCUCAUGCUGCACGUCCGCAGUCGCAGUGGACAUUGUGCCAUGACGGCAAACCCGUCGUGGUCCGAGAGGGUUUGUAUGAUAUAUUGUGUGAGGCACAUGCGAUGUGUAGACAUGGUGGGAGGGACAAGACGUGUACUCAGGUGAAGAGGUGGUGGAGUUGGGUGCCGAAGGAGGUUGUGGCGAGGUUUGUUGGGAUAUGUCCGACGUGCCGUAAGAGCCAACAGAAAAUUCAAAUUCCAACACAAGCAGAUGGGGAGGGGUUGGGUUUGGUGGAGUCACACACGCGAGAGCAGGUCCCGGUAUUCGGGAAUCCAGGGGGGAUGAUGCUGCACACUCUUGAUCACUCUGGUGUUGGUGUUGAUGUGCUACGACAACCCUUACCGCACCUCACUUCAGACCCGACGAACGUCUCUACUGUCCCCGAUUUCGGGGCUGGGAUGGAUCUACAAUACGGACUCGGUCUCCCGGUGGCGGGUGAGUUACCGCCGGAGUUGAAUGUGCCGGCGACGGAGGAGUUGGGGAUGGGAUCGGGGUUGUAGACCUUUGGGUACUGGAGUGUUGUUUUGGCCUUGAUGGUAUGUGACGGCGUUCUCUUGAUUAUGGGUGGUUUGCUUCUGCAGCUCGGGGGUUGCAGUCCGUUGAAUUGGUAUUAAAGCGUGGCAUAACGAAAUAUACCUAAUACCUACCUACCUGGUAAACCACAUAUCGAACAUCGUUAUCUUACUCCU